This is a messenger RNA of Fopius arisanus, 438 nucleotides long. RefSeq lists its product as uncharacterized. Bases 1 to 438 code for a protein of 145 amino acids. NCBI's taxonomy places the organism in Eukaryota, Metazoa, Arthropoda, Insecta, Hymenoptera, Braconidae. The transcript has a single exon. The record is from RefSeq and is a predicted model, not a curated record.
AUGCCGAACAGUGGCAGGAUCCCAUACGGGAGGGGGAAGUACUCGCUCCCCCUCGGAGAGGAAGCUUUUCCCCCGAGCCAACCGCCCAGGGCCUGGCUGGAGCAGGAGGAGAUGCUGGCGAUCGCCAGACAAGAGACGAUCCUGGACCGAUGGGGGAUACAACAUGCCCCACCUCCCCCAUUCCCAUCAUCACAGCAACCCCUGGAGAAGAAGCAGCCCCCGAAGAAGCAGCCCCCGGAGAAGCUGCCCCAGGAGACCACACUGCCCCAAGGACCUCCCCAGACGACGAGGAGGACGACCCCGCAAAGGUCCCCCUCCCACCCUGAACGACCCCGACGACCACCUCCCCAUCACCUCCAGACGCAGACCGCGACGCUGACGAAACCCAGGACCAACCCAAGACGACCCCCCCAACAAUCACGAACACAGCCCUCCUAA